Cyprinodon tularosa is the source of this 6029-nucleotide messenger RNA. RefSeq names its product dystroglycan 1 (gene dag1). The record is from RefSeq and is a predicted model, not a curated record. Lineage: Eukaryota; Metazoa; Chordata; Actinopteri; Cyprinodontiformes; Cyprinodontidae. Gene Ontology annotation, cellular component: basement membrane; sarcolemma; dystrophin-associated glycoprotein complex. Gene Ontology annotation, biological process: muscle attachment; axon guidance; morphogenesis of an epithelium. Gene Ontology annotation, molecular function: laminin binding; calcium ion binding. The transcript is spliced from 4 exons. The coding region runs from base 716 to 3433 and encodes 905 amino acids.
UUCCUCCUCAAACGGGAGCAAACUCGCCUCCUGGAUCAGGAUCGGACAUUUGCGUGGAGCACCGCCGAGGAUCGGGACUCUCUGCUGCCGUGGAGGCUGCUGAGAUCCAACAUCGGCGUUCCUUCAGAUGAUUUCAGGAGAACAAAAAGCCACCAAAACAUUUCCUUUUCUUCUGCCACAUCCCACCGGUUCCCUCCGCCUCUCCCGGUUCCGGGGAAAAGAUUCUACCGCUUGGUUCGCGUUCCGAUCCCGGUGGUGGUUCUGAGAUCUCUGGAUUGAUUGAGAAGCGCUGCUGCCGCUAAGUUUGGAGCAGCCCGUUAGAAGGAGGAGGAGGAGGAGGAGGAGGGACAGAGGAGAUCUGACACCGAGCACAGAGCUAUAUCUGUCCGCUGACUGCUGCAGGGAGCCGCACCGGAGCGCCACCGCAGGGGAGAGGGGAUUUAUCCAGGAAAGGGAUUCACGAUCUCGAAGGUGUCCGGCCCAAUGGGACUCCCUGAGCUGUGAGGGACGCUCAAGAAACAAGAGCAAAGUUAAAGGACUAAAGCGGGUGGAGGAGGCGGGGCAGAAGAAGGCGCCAGGCGAGGAGAGAGGUUUGAAAAGAAGGAUUUGGUCAAUCUGUUGGGGGUGCAUGCCCCCUCGAGACCUUUCCCUCCUUCUUGAACAUCCUCCUUUUUGCUGGUUUCUGCAUCACUGACAAGCAAACAAAAGGCCAAGAAUGUUCAGUAAACGGAGUGUGGGCUGGCUGAGAGCUAGCAGGGGCCUCAGCGGGACUUCGUCAAGGACUAGAGUCUGGCUACUGGGUUUGGUUUUCACUGCGAUCAGUUGGAUUCCCCUACCGGCCACCGCAGAAGUAGAGAUUGACAUGCUGGGAGGAAUGGUGUUGUUGGACGCUGGUGGGGAGGGUGAGGACUUGGGAGGAGGCGGGAGUGAGCUGGAAGCCUCCAUGCACUCGUCGCUGCUACAUGACUUCCAGGAAGUGGCGGAGAGCCUCCGGGUGAUGGACGUUGGGGAAAUGGCAGCAGCACGGCAGGAUACGGCGACUCCCACGGCUUUCCCAGACUCCUCAGCGGUAGUUGGCCAGGUUUUCCAGAUCAAGGUGCCAAACAAGAUGGAGGAUGCUUACCUUGGAGAUAUCAUAAAGGUGACGGAAAUGGGAAAGGAUUCCCUGCCGUCCUGGCUCCACUGGGAUGUCGACAGUAGAAUCUUGCGGGGGCUCCCUCUGGAUGAGGAUAAAGGAGUUCACUACAUCUCUCUUACUAUUUCCAACCACACAAAGCCCUCCUCUUCCUCCACCUCCUCCUCAUCAGAGGUGUUUUCCAUCGAGGUGCACCCUGAAGACCACUUUGAUUCAGACUCAUCUCAGCUGCUGUCCAACCAGGCAGCCGUGGAAGAUCACAUCCAGCCGUUCACCUGUGGCAACGAGGAGCCAGUCACCAUCCUAACGGUGAUUCUGGAUGCAGAUUUAACAAAGAUGAACUCCGAGCAGAGGGUGGAGCUCCUUGAAAACAUGAGGAGCUUCUCAGGAGUGGAGCUCCAGCACAUGAAGAUGCUCCCUGUGGUUAAUAACAGACUGUUUGACAUGUCUGCAUUUAUGGCAGGACCGGGCAACGCAAAAAAGGUUGUUGAGAACGGGGCGCUUCUUUCAUGGAAACUUGGCUGCUCAUUGGACCGGACCACUGUUCCAAAUAUAAACAGUGUCCAGGAUCCAGCUAAAGAAGGGACAAUGUCUGCCAGGUUGGGAUACCCUGUGGUUGGAUGGCAUAUUGCUAACAAGAAGCCACAUGUCCCAAAGCGCGUGAGAAGGCAGCUGAACAUCACUCCCACGCCUAUUCUUGCUGUGCUUCCUCCGACAACAGCAGUGGAACCUCCAGUGAGGAUUGUCCCAACCCUCUCUUCUCCUUCUAUUGCUUCACCUACAGAAAGUUCUGCUCCCCCUGUACGAGGCCCUGUACCCCUUCCUGGAAAGCCUACCAAUAAAAUUCGUGACCCUAUUGCUCACACCCCAACCUUGGGGCCACCUCAACCAACAAGGGUAGUUGAGACCACCAGCACGGUUUCCAUUCAGCCAACCAUGACCAGGCCAAACUAUGUAGAAGCCACUCCCACAUUACCCACUCCACCAAAAAAGACCACCAGGAAACCACCUAGAAGGCCCAAAACCACUCCAAUGACCCCCAAGUCCACUACCCCCGCCGCAAGUACACCAUCACCUGAUAUCAUACAUGAUCCAUUCAAUGAAAAGCCAGUACUGAGGAACGCCAUAGAUCAGGUUAAUGCACUAGUGGGCACCUAUUUCGAGGUUAAAAUUCCCUCUGAUACAUUCUUUGAUAAAGAGGAUGGUACAACAGACAAGCUGCGUCUGACCCUGAGAGAGAACCACAAGGAUGUGGUUGGAGACGAAUCCUGGAUCCAGUUCAAUACCACCAGCCAGCUGCUGUAUGGCCUUCCUGAUGUUCAGCACAUUGGGAAACAUGAGUACUAUAUGCAGGCAGAAGACAAGGGUGGCCUCAAAGCCAUUGACGCCUUUGAAGUCAGAGUAAAACGCUGGCCUCUCAACGACAAAACACCAGUCAUAUUUACUGCCCGCUUCGAGGGAGAGCCACGUAUGAUUACUAACAACAUUCACAAGAAGAUUCUUCUGGUUAAGAAGCUGGCAUAUGUACUGGGAGACCGCAACAGCAGCACGGUGAGUUUAAGGAAUAUCAGCAAGGGGUCAAUUGUGGUUGAAUGGACAAACACCAGCCUCCCCCAGCACCCAUGCCCAAAGGAAAUACUCAGAGACAUGAGCAGGACCCUUGGAGAUGCAAGUGGGAAACCCUCACAGAAGUUUAAGAACUACAUGGGGCCUGAAUUCAGUCCAAUUAAGGUUGAGGUGAGGGGCAAAGCAAGCUGCCGAACAUACUCCUUCAUCCCACCAGCAGAGAUUGAUAUCCCAGAACCUUCUGCAGUUACUCCAGGUCUUGGAUCAAGCCGGGACAGCACUGAUGAUGUCUAUCUUCACACAGUAAUUCCUGCUGUGGUAGUUGCAGCCAUCCUACUCAUCGCAGGAAUCAUUGCGAUGAUCUGCUACAGGAAGAAGCGGCGGGGCAAGCUCACCAUUGAGGAUCAAGCCACCUUCAUCAAGAAGGGAGUGCCUAUCAUUUUUGCAGAUGAGCUUGAUGACUCCAAGCCUCCCCCAUCCUCCAGUAUGCCCCUGAUUCUCCAGGAAGAAAAGCCCCCUCUUCCUCCCCCUGAAUAUCCCAACAUGGCUAGUCCAGAAACGACUCCCCUCAAUCAAGAGUUGCUAGGGGAGUACACAGCUCUGCGAGAUGAGGAUCCAAAUGCCCCUCCCUACCAACCACCUCCUCCCUUCACCACUCCCAUGGAGGGCAAGGGCUCUCGUCCAAAGAACAUGACUCCCUACAGAUCUCCACCCCCCUACGUGCCCCCCUAAGACUUAUUUGCCCCUCACCUGAAAGGGUGGAGGGAUGCUCCAGGAACUGUGCUGGUUUCUGCUGUUUCUGUCUGGACUUUUACAGGAAGAUAUGUCAAGAGGUGCUAAAGUUCCAAAAACAGGAGAUUAUGGUUUGGGUGGGGGUAUAGGAUGUUGGAACUACUUUGAGGGACUACUGGUUCUAUGGUAGCCCACAUUCUGCAAUAGCCUGACAAGUCUCAUAACAGUGGGCUUUCGGUUCAACCAAGCUUCUGAGAAGAAACAACAGGGAGCUGCUCUCCCUUCUCAGCAUUUUUUCUUAGAUUUGAAUACUGGAUUCUACUUUAUUUUCUUCUUUUCCCAAUAACACUUUCUUUUUCACUGGACUGAAGUGUUGCCUAACAGCCUUUAUUGUGUCCUGCUUUUAAACAACACAAGAAGAGAACAACAAACUGUCGCCAGACCUCUGCUUGGAAACACUCGUCUUCUAAAAACAGCGUCAGAUUCUCUUCCAAAUCAGAGAAUCUCAGAUCACCCCUGCAGACGAUGCAAGAGACGGGGAGGCCGAAGUGUACACGUGUGAGCGACUAUUUGUGUGCGUUUAUUCGGAUUCAUAACGGUUUGCCUUUUAACACUAUUUAUCUGUUUUUAUCCUUAUUCACAAUGUCUAGUUAGGCUGAGAAUAACAAGGUAGCCUAAAAAGAUAUAGAGAGGAGUAGUCAUGUUCUGUUUGUUUUUAAAAUCAUAAAAUUUCUGGAAGACAUCUUUUUUCAGGAGGGUAGAAUGAAUUGCAGAGGACUGAUUUAUCUUCUGUAAUGCUAGACAUUUUUUUCUCUUUUCAGUUCUUCUACAAUUAAAAUCAGCCACAACUUGUCCUGUUGGAUAAUAAAGACGUAAGAAAAAAAUGAGUGGGGUGGGCCUCAUGGUCUCAGCUGCUGACCACAAACAAUUCAACCAAAAAAUGCAUCCCAGCUGACAAAGUUACCCAAUAUUAUAACCACAGUGGCAAGGAAAUACUAUGGAAUUUUCUCUUAGUUAACAUUGAUAACAUUGGAGACCAGUUUUGGUGAGAAUAAAAACACAAACGUUAAAAAAGUAUAUCCUCUUAGUACAUACUGUGCCUUUAGGUUUUAUAAACUAUUAAAAAAAGGUCAGAAUCACCCAUGUUUAGGACUUUUGGAGUGGUCUAAAGAGGAGAUGGAUUUCCAGUCAGAAAUUUUCCAUUGAAAUUUGGUACCUGUUAACUUGUACCUUAUAGUACAUGUUUCUGAGCAUGGAUUAGGUUAUUUCCUAGUGAUUCUACAAUUUCCAUAAUCUUUAUAAUUUGAUCUGGAAAUGUUUCCAUCUUUGGUCUCUAAAUAAAUAACUCCCAAUUUCUAACAUCUUCAAAACAGAGCAUGUAUAAAUCCAUUGCUAUCUGGUUCCACCAACCCUGCUAAUUACCAAUACACUCCCUAAAGUUUUUCUUUUAGAACAAAGAAGGAAUAGCCCAAUUAGAUUUUGGUCCACAUGUUGUGGUUAGAAAUCACUGUCGGUGAUUCGCACAGAGACAGAAGGUACAUCAUAGUUUUAGUGGGCAGUGUUGCCAGCCCCUGAUACGUUCACAUUGUGCAGUUCUUAAAAAGGUUGGGUUUAGCUGUUUUUACAUGAUGAAAGUAUAUCUGUAGCCUAUGUCUCACAGGCUGCACAAUGAAACCAAUCAGCCUCAUGUAUACCCACAAUGUGACCCUGAGAAAACUCCGUCGGGUGCUGGUUAUGAUGCUUUGCAUUUUACAGCCUGUACCUGACUGUCAGACUAACCAUCUGACAAUCAUUCGGCUCCACUCUUGAUGCCACCACUGUUGCCCUCUUAUUUGCAUUAUAAAUGCGAGAUUUCCUGUGAUUGGGAUCCAAACACUACUCUGCAUGUGUACCAUCUAACUGGACAAUCCCUUCUGAGUUCUUAAUGUUUUUUGUCAGCAUUAUAGUAUUGGUUAAGAUUAUAUUCCAUAGAUGUCCAGCCCAGCCUUUUUUUUCUCCAGUACAAACAACCCAGGAUGUUCUCAAAGCCAGGGAUAGAUAUUUUUCUAUGUGCCACUGGGACUCUCCCAGAAUUGUACCUUUUUUUUUUUUUUUUUUUUUUUUUCCUGAACACAACAGAGGUGAUUUCGGCUGAGAUUUAGAAAAGGAAAGAUUGAUUCUAACCAGUAGCUCCCAGAAUAAUUUUCUACUUUUUAGUACAGCCUCAAAUUGUUUAUUAAAAUGAUCUCAAUUGAUAGUCUCCUAUGAUUUGUUAAAGUUUUAGUUUAGUUCAUUCAUGAUUCAGUUAUUUACACUUUGUUUUUUGUUUUGUUUUUUGGCAUGGGUCACAUUUUGGUGUGUUUGUGUCUCUAAUGUAUCUCCUGAACACAAAGACGGAAGGACCCGUGCGUUCUGUUUUAGUUCUCCACCCUUCUGUCCGAGUUUGGAUUGAAAAUGACCCUUUGCAAUAACGGUGUACGGUGCGGUUCGUGAAAAGACUGCACCAUGCAGCCUCACACGAGUGACUCGGUCAUGACGGUUUUUGCAGGAAGCCAAGGCUUUUUUUGCUUAUCGAGUGUGCAUUGUAAUAAUAAAACCAACUGGUACCUUAAUCAAA